AUCCGCGUCCCCCAGUGUGCUUGUGCGUAUAAAAGCAUGGCUAGGGUUUUGGCCGAAACCCUUCUUCGUGGAGGCGGCGAUCGCUGAGGGUGAGUAGAGGGAAGGGAGAUGUCGCAUCGGAAGUUCGAGCACCCGAGGCACGGGUCCCUUGGCUUUCUUCCAAGGAAGAGAGCAUCUCGCCACCGUGGGAAAGUGAAGGCGUUUCCGAAGGAUGACUUGACAAAACCCUGCAAGCUCACUGCCUUCAUUGGUUACAAGUCUGGAAUGACUCACAUUGUUCGUGAGGUCGACAAACCAGGAUCCAAGCUUCACAAGAAGGAGACAUGCGAGGCUGUAACUAUCAUUGAAACUCCGCCCAUGGUUGUUGUUGGUAUUGUUGCAUACAUCAAGACGCCACGUGGCCUGCGCUCCCUUAAUACAGUGUGGGCCCAGCAUCUGAGCGAGGAAGUGAGGAGGAGAUUCUACAAGAACUGGUACAAAAGCAAGAAGAAGGCUUUCACAAAGUACUCUAAGAAAUAUGAAACGGAAGAAGGAAAGAAGGAAAUUCAAGUGCAGCUCGAUAAGAUGAAAAAGUAUGCUUCGGUUAUCCGUGUGCUAGCUCAUACUCAGAUAAGAAAGAUGAAGGGCCUCAAACAGAAGAAGGCUCAUCUGAUGGAAAUCCAGGUGAACGGAGGAACCAUUGCACAAAAGGUGGAUUAUGCUUAUGGCUUCUUUGAGAAGCAGAUCCCUGUCGACGCCGUCUUCCAAAAAGAUGAGAUGAUCGAUGUGAUCGGUGUGACCAAAGGUAAGGGUUACGAAGGUGUGGUGACGAGGUGGGGAGUUACCCGCCUUCCUCGCAAAACACACAGGGGGCUUCGUAAGGUUGCCUGUAUUGGCGCAUGGCACCCGGCUAGGGUUUCCUACACUGUUGCUCGAGCCGGUCAGAAUGGCUACCACCACCGCACUGAAUUGAACAAGAAGAUAUACAAGCUUGGUAAAGCUGGCGACGAAUCACAUACUGCUGUAACCGAGUUUGACAGGACUGAGAAGGAUAUCACGCCGAUGGGUGGUUUCCCCCACUAUGGUAUUGUGAAGGACGAUUAUGUGAUGAUCAAGGGUUGCUGCAUGGGCCCGAAGAAGAGGGUCAUUACUCUCCGCCAAUCCUUGUUGAAGCAAACCUCCCGCCUUGCUCUCGAGGAGAUCAAGCUCAAGUUCAUCGACACCUCCUCGAAGUUUGGCCACGGCCGCUUCCAGACGACUGAGGAGAAGCAGAAAUUCUACGGCAAGCUUAAGGCCUAAGCCGCGUCUCCUGUUUUUCGUGCAGUUUAUCUAUUUGAUUUCGAUGAGUUUCUUUUGUCGAAGCGUGUAGUCUUGCGGUUAAGAAGAUAUUUUAUUAUUGUUCUAAUUGCAGAUUUUGGUCUAUUUGAGACUCUAGUUUUACUUUUUGGUGCUUUUAUGGGAAGACUUGGUUUUUCUUUGAUACUUCAUGAGAAAUUUAGACUAUCAAUAUUUGGUUUGCUCCAGAUCA
This is a messenger RNA of Ananas comosus (pineapple), 1507 nucleotides long. Its product is annotated as 60S ribosomal protein L3. Gene Ontology annotation, molecular function: RNA binding; structural constituent of ribosome. The transcript has 6 exons. Gene Ontology annotation, biological process: translation; ribosomal large subunit assembly. Lineage: Eukaryota; Viridiplantae; Streptophyta; Magnoliopsida; Poales; Bromeliaceae. The record is from RefSeq and is a predicted model, not a curated record. The coding region runs from base 109 to 1278 and encodes 389 amino acids. Gene Ontology annotation, cellular component: cytosolic large ribosomal subunit; ribosome.